AUGGGAUUCCCCGGUCUAGCUAUCGACGGAAACAGAAGUCCCAAAACUCCAAGCAGUUUUUGUACAAAAACAUACGACGAAGACGACCCAUAUUGGUAUGUUGAUUUGGGAUAUUCGGUCACUGUCGACCACGUCACCAUCGUCAACCGUCAAGACUCUUUGAUUGUGAAGAUUACGCCCUUCGACCUCCACGUUGGGGACAGCACUGACGUGACUAAGAACCCGAUGUGCGGCGGCCAUCACCACUUUCCUCGUGAUGAGACCGAGCAUGUUGUCCACUGCCGCGGGAUGAGGGGCAGGUACGUGGGCAUCAGACUCCCGGGGAAGAGUAGAAUCCUAUCGCUGUGCGAAGUGGAGGUUUAUGCAGCUACAAAUGUAGCUUGGGGAAAACCAACUGUCCAGUCAAAGGUCGCAUAUAACGGGGUUGCCUCCCGAGCGACUGACGGUUGUAGGGACCCGGACUGGGGUAGCUUGUGCUGCACGUCCACUCCGGCGCAGUCGAACCCUUGGUUGCGAGUAGACCUUGGUACCGAAGUCAGUGUCCGGUGGGUGGUCAUCAUCAACCGCCAGGACAGGACAGGACAGCGACUUGACCUCUUCGAGCUAUAUAUUGGAAACGAAGAACGCGUAGACCGUAACCGACGCUGCGGCAGUGUUAUUUACAUCCCAGAUGAUAAGAAUAAGAUUGCCACCGACUGUAACGGGCUAAGAGGGCGAUAUGUGGGGAUCCGUCUGCCUGGCAACAGCCGUACCUUGUCAAUCUGUGAAGUUGAAGUUUAUGAAGGCAGGAGACACCUGGUUAUCUGA
This is a messenger RNA of Branchiostoma floridae (Florida lancelet), 807 nucleotides long. Its product is annotated as pentraxin fusion protein-like. The transcript is spliced from 3 exons. The record is from RefSeq and is a predicted model, not a curated record. The coding region runs from base 1 to 807 and encodes 268 amino acids. Lineage: Eukaryota; Metazoa; Chordata; Leptocardii; Amphioxiformes; Branchiostomatidae.